GCACCAUUACGAGUGGCUGUGAUUGGAGCCGGGCCGUCAGGGUUGAUUGCUGCCCGCAUGCUUGCCUCACGACCGCAAGAUUUCGACUUCGAGGUUUACGAACGUGGAGAUAACAUCGGAGGUACGUGGGUGUACACGGAGAGGACAGGGCUGACUGAAGAUGGCUUCCCAGUACACUCAAGUAUGUACAAGAACCUUAUCACCAACGUACCUACGGAUGUGAUGGAAUUCCCUGACUUUCCCUUCCCUUCGGAUUUGAAAAAAUUUAUACAUUGGAAAGAGGUUCAAGACUACAUUUUUGCCUACGCCGACCACUUCAACCUUCGAAAAGAUAUCCAACUAAAUACAGAUGUAACGUCUGUAAAACGCAUCACCUCAAACCCUCUUCGACCAGGAGAUGCCCACCAAUCUCCCAACAGACCGCAGUGGUUGGUGCGCACGACUGCCCUUCAGGGAGGAGGCAGCAAGGAGAAGGUGUUUGAUGCUGUAUUAGUCUGCUGUGGACACUAUAGUGUCCCUCACUAUCCAGACAUUCCUGGUCAGGAGAGCUUCAGCGGGGUACAGCUGCACAGCCACGAUUACCGCCAUCCAGAACCUUAUGCCGGCAAGCGAGUACUCCUGAUGGGAGCACUUACGUCUGCAUUUCAUAUCAUGAAAGAUCUCUACCCUCACGCAUCCGAGGUGAUCAUAUCACUCAGCGAACUAGACGGUCUAGGCCUAGGUAAACAGUACAAGAACGGGCUGCUACCACACAACGUGAGAACAACGACAUUCGCGCAAGCGAUCAACGGUAGCAUGGUGACGUUCACCGACGGUGAGAAAUUCGAACCAGACGUGAUUAUUUUCUGCACCGGCUACGAGUAUUCGUUCCCAUUCCUCGACGCCUCGUGCGAUGUCACUGUCACCAAUGGCUGCCGCAUACAACCGUUAUUUAAGCACAUGAUCCACAGCAGGUACCACACGCUCACGUUUAUCGGCAUGCCGUUUGCAGGCUUCGAAUUCUCACUCGCGUACCUCCAGGUUCCGAUUGCGCUUAUGAUCCUUGAUGGGUCACUGGCGCUCCCUAGCGAGCAAGAUAUGAACCAGGACACAGAAGCUGACUACCGCGAUCGGUUAGCUAGCGGACAGAAACCCCGCCACGCCCACAGGUUCGUAUUUACUCCCCGUUGGGCUCCGAGUUCAUACUGCGAUGACAUUGCUAAUUUUGCAGACAUCGAGAACAUUAUGGAAUCAAAAUAUCGAUUCAUUAACGCUGCCUUUGAUGGAAUGCGUGAAAAUAUUAUGAAGUAUAGGGAGUAUGACUACCUCGACCCUGAACCGGAGCAGUAAUGUCAACUACAUGAGUACGCAAAGUUUUGUAUACAAUGCGUAACCUUGUUAUAUA
Priapulus caudatus is the source of this 1384-nucleotide messenger RNA. Its product is annotated as flavin-containing monooxygenase FMO GS-OX4-like. The transcript is spliced from 5 exons. Bases 58 to 1329 code for a protein of 423 amino acids. The record is from RefSeq and is a predicted model, not a curated record. Gene Ontology annotation, molecular function: flavin adenine dinucleotide binding; NADP binding; N,N-dimethylaniline monooxygenase activity. NCBI's taxonomy places the organism in Eukaryota, Metazoa, Priapulida, Priapulimorpha, Priapulimorphida, Priapulidae.